Anopheles aquasalis is the source of this 2463-nucleotide messenger RNA. RefSeq names its product EI24 domain-containing protein tank (gene tank). The record is from RefSeq and is a predicted model, not a curated record. Gene Ontology annotation, biological process: macroautophagy. Lineage: Eukaryota; Metazoa; Arthropoda; Insecta; Diptera; Culicidae. Gene Ontology annotation, cellular component: endoplasmic reticulum.
UGCGUUGCGUUAUUACCCAUUCGCGGUAUGAUUUCCAUCCUCUGGGAUGGCGUACUUUUAUUUAUAAACUCGUAAUUCACCAAACACGCAAUAAGUAUCCGUUUGCCAAGUGAUCUCUCGGACUGCUCGGGGCCAGAUUUGGCCACUCCAACAACACACAUCACCGUAGCCCUAUUUCCCUUGUUCACGAAAGUUCGCGGAGAUUGCUGCGCUUCUUUUUCUACGGUAACAACAAAAACCACCAUCCGUGGCUUCGUAGCUUACUUCCGGUAAUCUGGAUCCACAUGCUGGAGGAGGCGCAGCGGUGGACGGCACAAAGGCAGCACGAUGGAAGCGAUAUACAGAAUUGGCACCACGGUGCUGCAGGGCAUUUUCGACAGCAUCAAAGGCAUCACCGUGGUGUUCUACCUCGAUAAGGAGGCAAACCGCAAGAUUAGCCAACCUAGACCCACGAAGGAAAGCCUCUCGACGACCACCCAAUCGACACCACCGCAGGCAUCGAAACGAUUGAUCGAAGAAUCCAAGGUGCUGAAGCGGGUGGUCCAAUGUUCGAUGCUGAACGGUGGCAUCUUUAUGCUCAGCAUCCUGUUCUUCGAGUACGCGGUCCUGCCGGGGCUGCACCUUUUCCUCUGGUAUCUGUUCCGCAGCUCGACCACCCUGACGACGGUGUGGGGUUGGAUGCAGCCAUCGCUGUCGCUGUUGUUCAACUCGUUCUGGGUGGCCCCGCUCUUCCUGCUCAGCAAGAUCGUCAACAGUCUCUGGUUUCAGGAUAUCGCCGAUUCGGCCUACAAGUUCCGCAAGGGCCGGCCCCAGCUGAUACCGAGCAUCAGCAAGCUGAUUGCCGACACGCUGAUCAGCCUGCUCAUACAGAUCCUGUUUCUGCUGCAGAGCACGCUGGUCAAGUACCUACCGGUGCCGGUACCAUUCGCGUGCAGUGCCCUCUACAUGGUGCACAUGAGCCUGCUGUGCGCACUGUACGCCUUCGAGUACAAGUGGUUCAACAUGGGCUGGGAGCUGCACAAACGAUUGACCUACAUCGAACAGAACUGGCCAUACUUCCUAGGGUUUGGCCUACCGCUAGCGGUUCUCUCCGAGCUUCCCAACUCGAUCGUCAUCAGUGGCUGCGUGUUCUCGGUGCUCUUUCCACUGUUCAUCAUCAGUGCUAACGAGGCCACCCCGAAGGUGGACGUUUGUGAGACUCCGCUGAAACUGUUCUCGAUCGUAGUCGCGCUCACCAAUGCGCUGUUUCGAGGUCGAUCGAAACCCGGAAAGGCCGCUCUCUCGCAACCACUGACACCGAAUGCGAGAGGACUAACGCCACCGCUGUCCUCCACUACACCUUCAUUCGGUUUUCAAGGUGCAGCGCAGUUCCAGCAGCAGCAACAGCAGCAACAUCGUCACCAUCAUCGACAUCAUCGAUCCCAUCAGCGCAAUCCGUCUCCUUCGCCGUCCGGCGCAUCGUCCUUUGCCUCCUCGGCCUCCGUCCUGACGGCACAGCAAACCCUGCUCAGCAGGCCGUUACGGCGGUAGGGCCAUAUCGAUGAGUCCCGUCCGUGUGUCUUGCAAUCCGGAAACCAAGAAGGUGCUAGUAGUGAGAGUAAGGUAAUAAGGGAAGGGGGGUAACAGAUAUAUUGGAUACAACGAUGAGCAAGCUCAAAUCGGAACGAACGCAAACACAAUUUACCGACUGAUGCGAACCGUUCGCGAGAUAGUGCGAGUGAGAGCAACACCCAGGACCCCAGGCCGCUGACCGCUGGCCGACACGGAGCCAUCGCCAACCGCUUGUGCAGCAACACAAUCGCGACAAUCGCGCGCGCCAAAUAUUCACCAAUUAAAGGUUGCCUUUGAUAUGUUUCGUUUGUAACGUUAAGGUUGCCAAUAUCGCAGCUGUAGAUGCAACGGAAAUUCACCAGGGCUGAUAAGAAGACGAAAGCGGGUAGGGCCGCUUUGCAUUCUUACUGCUUUCUUUUAUACUCUUGUAGUAAUGCUAGAGCGUAUUCGAGACCGGGGAAACGGAGUUCGCUAAUGGGUGAAGGCAACGUAGUAGUACUAGACGAAGUAGCGUAGCACAACGCCUACUGACUGAACAUACGCGCUCGAUAACAGAGGACUUGCGCUGUAAAUUGCCACCAGCCGCUGACCAACUUUACCCACGAGCAUCGAUGAUAUUUAGCCAAGCAAGCUGCGAACGCGUUUUGUACUUUUAGUUUGGGUGGGAGUAUUCAAAAUUUGAUUUGCGCAACGGUAAUUUUAGGGCAAACGACAGCAUACAUACGACAGGAUAGCACACACUUUUUUACUCCAGCAUCCGUCGCUUAUUGAGGGAAAACACAAACUCAGCUUCAUGGAAGUUUCGUUUAGCUUUUUUUGUGGUUGUUAUACACGUGUUAACCAGCAGCUGCAAGCUGAACCGACUACUGCGGCGUCCUAGAACGGGAAUAAACUUUCAGUUUAACUCUUCCA